Molecule: messenger RNA, 564 nt
Organism: Triticum turgidum subsp. durum (durum wheat)
Lineage: Eukaryota; Viridiplantae; Streptophyta; Magnoliopsida; Poales; Poaceae
Source: the annotation of a GenBank genome assembly
AUGGGUUGGCGUUGGCACGACGACGGCGAGGGCGACGGUGGCCGCGGCGGGCUCGGCGACAUCCCCGACCUCGCCGGCCGAGGCGGCGGCGAGGCGGCGCACGUCGGCACGCGCCGGGUGGUGCAGUCCCGCUGCCACACGGAGGAGGUGGAGCCCGGCCGCUUCGUCCGCAAGUGCGAGAAGACCGAGCAGCUCCUCCGCAACUGCGUCGGCAGGCCUUCUGAACUGGUGGAGUCGAAAACUGAGAACACCGAAGAAGAUGUCACAGAUGAAAUGACCGGUGGUGCCUCGCAUUCUCUUGGCUUCCCAACAAAAGAGCCCUUUGCAUUUCCAGGACUUCGCAGUGACAUUGAAGCUAUUGAGAAAGGCUUCGGUAGCUUUCUGGAUGAAGCUGAGCGGAUGACCAACGAAUUCUUCAAAUCUUUUGGAUUUCCAACCAUUCACGACGGGGACUCGAGACCGUUUCCUAGGCAACCUGCAGAGAGGCAUGUUGGAGAAGGUACCGUGAAGAAGCCCAAUGAGAAUGAGUACUCAGAAUUCGGUAGCCAGAUAACUGAUGUGUAA